GGAAACCCGAGUACCCAGAAAAAACCCCACAAUUUCACAAGGACAACAUGCACACUCCACAUAAACAACACCAUGGCAGAAACUCAAAACCUGGUGUCAGAGGUGGCAGGUAACACUGCAAACCUCUGCACCACAAACAGGGAGUCAACAUGCUUAAAUGCUGCCGCUGAAAGGCUGGUGGGAGCCAGGGGAACCACAUGGUCUGUGUGAAUGUGGAGCGUAGCAGGAUCGGUACAGUUUAAUGCUAAUCAUCAUCUCGUUGCCUUUUCUUCUCUCACAGUCCUGCAAGCACCACCACCCGGUCUCCAGAAAGUUGUAUGUUGAUCCCUCCAACAAAGCUUAAGAGUUUACGGCAAAAUGGACGAUACGUACAAGGACAGGACUUCAUUGGUUAAAGGCGCCAAGGACAUUGCGAAGGAGGCCAAGCGGCACACGACGAAGAAGGUGAACAAGAUGAUUGACCGGGCCUCGGACGAGUACUCCCAGCGCUCCUACAACCGCUUCCAGGAUGAGGAAGACGACGACUACUACGGGCAGGACGGCAACUACACGGAGGCCACCGGCGAGGAGGAGGCCCUGAGCGAUGCCACCGAGGGCCACGACGACGAAGACGAGAUUUACGAGGGGGAGUACCAGGGCAUUCCUGACGGGGGGCAGCCCAAGGACAGCCAGGUCAUUGCUGGGAAGCCGGUGUCGGACGCGUUGAAGGAUCGCAGCGAGCUGGAGACGGAACGGCAGGCCGACGAGGAGGAGCUGGCGCAGCAGUACGAGCUCAUCAUCCAGGAGUGCGGCCACGGGCGCUUCCAGUGGCAGCUCUUCUUCGUGCUGGGCUUGGCACUCAUGUCGGACGGCGUGGAGGUGUUUGUGGUGGGAUUCGUGCUGCCCAGCGCCGAGACAGACAUGUGCAUCCCCAACUCAGGGGCAGGCUGGCUGGGCAGCGUCGUGUACCUGGGAAUGAUGAUGGGGGCCUUCUUCUGGGGGGGUCUAUCGGACAAGGUGGGCCGUCGACAGACGCUCCUCGUCUGCAUGUCUGUCAACGGCUUCUUCGCCUUCCUGUCGUCCUUCGUGCAGGGCUAUGGCGUCUUUCUGCUGUGCCGCAUGGUGUCCGGGUUCGGGAUUGGCGGUGCUGUGCCCAUCGUCUUCUCGUUCUUCGCAGAGGUGCUGGCGCGGGAGAAGCGCGGCGAGCAUCUGAGCUGGCUCUGCAUGUUCUGGAUGAUCGGGGGCAUCUACGCGUCCGCCAUGGCCUGGGCCAUCAUCCCGCACUAUGGUUGGAGCUUCAGCAUGGGCUCGGCCUACCAGUUCCACAGCUGGAGGGUCUUCGUGGUGGUCUGCGCUCUGCCCUGCGUCUGUUCCGUCGUGUCCCUCACCUUCGUGCCUGAGAGUCCCAGGUUCUUCCUCGAGGUGGGGAAGCAUGAUGAAGCUUGGAUGGUCCUCAAGCACAUCCACGACACCAACAUGCGGGCACGCGGCCAGCCGGAGAAAGUCUUUACCGUGAACAGAAUUAAGAUCCCAAAGCAAAUUGAUGAGCUGGUGGAGAUGGAGUCUCAGAGUGCAAACCCAGUGUCCAAAGUCCUCUUCAGGAUGAAGACUGAGCUUAAUGGGAUCUGGUUGACGUUCAUGAAAUGCUUGAGCUACCCAGUGAAGGAUAACACAAUCAAACUAGCCAUUGUAUGGUUCACACUGUCCUUUGGGUUCUACGGCCUGUCUGUGUGGUUCCCAGACGUCAUCAAGCACCUGCAAGCGGAUGAGUACGCCUCCCGGGUCAAGACCCACAACAAUGAGCGCAUUGAGGACUUCACUUUUAACUUCACACUGGAGAACCAGAUCCACACGAAUGGGGUGUUCAUCAAUGACAGGUUUGUCAGCAUGAAGUUCAAGUCGGUCACAUUCAUCAGUUCCACCUUCCAGAAUUGCUACUUCGAUGAUGUGACGACUAUGGGCUCCUAUUUUAGAAACUGCACUUUCAUUGAGGCCUUUUUCUAUAACACCGAUAUUGACAACACAAAGCUUAUCAACACAAGGCUGAUAAACAGCACGUUCCAUCACAACAAGACAGGCUGUCAGAUGACGUUUGAUGAUGACUACAGCGCCUACUGGGUCUACUUUGUGAACUUCCUGGGAACUUUGGCAGUGCUGCCGGGAAAUAUAGUGUCUGCUCUCCUCAUGGAUAAAAUAGGACGUUUGACAAUGCUGGGGGGCUCCAUGGUCCUGUCAGGAAUCAGCUGCUUCUUCCUCUGGUUCGGGACCAGCGAGUCCAUGAUGAUCGGCAUGUUGUGCCUCUAUAACGGCCUGAGCAUCUCUGCUUGGAACUCCCUGGACGUGGUCACUGUGGAGCUGUACCCCACGGAUAGGAGGGGCACCGGGUUUGGGUUCUGCAAUGCCAUGUGUAAACUGGCGGCAGUGCUGGGCAACAUGAUCUUUGGGUCGUUGGUGGGUAUCACAAAAGCCAUCCCCAUCCUGCUGGCCUCCACUGUGCUGGUGUGCGGGGGCUUGGUCGGACUGAGACUGCCAGACACAAGAGCCAACGUUCUAAUGUAACCCCUGCCCCCUCCCCCGGUGAAAAAGGCUUAGAUGCAGUGUUACAUCUCACUUUUUUUUUUUAUUUCUGCCCAUAAAAUCCAGCCUCCUGUUAGGUGAUGAACAGGACUGGGUGAAGAAUGAGGUCACAGUGCGAUGUCACCAGAGACUCGCCAAAGGUGCUCUGGGUAACUGUCCUCAUGGGUCGUGAUGCUGCCACUUGAUGCUGUACGGGUUGUCAUGGCAGCCACACAUGGUGAAAUAAAACCAUUUCGUGCUUGGAGUUUCACUGAAAGUGACGGAUUAUAACGGAAGUAUGGAACUAGGAGGACCUAGGCUAGUUUUUAAACUGUACUAAUGUCACAUUAAAGCCGUCCAUGCUUCAGGUUAAGAAAAUGUAGAGUAACAGUUUUUAUAAUGAAUAUUGCUGCUGAUUUGCUGAUAGGAAAUCAGUAAUAAAGGUCCUUACAUGAUCAUGUGUUUCUAGUGAAAAAGAUUUAGUAAUAUUAUAAAGUGAGCCUUUAAGCCUUUUACACCCAUUUCAGCUCUACUAAUAACAAGGCCAUAGACAAUUAUAGAGAGUAAUAAUUAUCAGUUUAGUCAAAAAGAGUUUACAUUUUCUGCUUUUUAACAAUCGGAAACGUGAAAACAUUGAAACAUGGAAUAUUUAUGAAACCAUGAGAUCCAAUGUGGAUUAAGUUGUGAUUAUGUUCAUUUUUCCUCUGUGCCGUCUCUCAAGAUAUUUGAGCUCAGAAGAGAUUUGCUUUAAGUCAAAUGCUAUUGAUAGUCAUGUUUUUUCACGACAUUCUAGAACCGCAGUGUACAGCUGUGAAGGGGGCUUCUCACUGAGCCUGUACUUUAUGGAUGCUGAAUUGCCUUUCCACUUGUCUGUUUGUCUGUCUGUUGAUUCAUUUGUUUAUUUCAAAACGCCGUGACUCUCCCCGACAGUUCACCCACUAGGCUAUCUUCAUAAGCAUCACCUGACAUGCUACGUCCCUCGCUGUUUGCUGUUUGUCCCAGGGCGUCGUACAGAAAACAGAAGCAGCAAUGCCUGGAAAUACCUGCGUAAAAAAACUGAAAUCAGUCUGAACAUAUUUAUAUGAAGCAAGGUUUAUAAUAAAUAAAGUUGUACUUUUAAAUAGUAAGUUCAAAUUGUUCUUCCAUCUUCCGGAGCAGUGAGUUAUUUUGUAUGUUGUAUAAGUAGCUAAUUGAAGUCAAUUAAAUUGGAUAAUUUAGGCUAAAUAAAUGUUUUAAUUGAAAUAAAAUAAAAUUAAAAUAAAUACUGUAUGUUCUGUUUGGAAAGAAAAGGCCCUAAUGCAGGAUUCUAUUUUUAAUUAUCCCUUCAUUACUUACUGUUGAAUGUGCCAUCCAGAGAGUAUCAUUAAUUAGCCAAUUUACAGUCAUUAAAAACUCCGGAACAUGUAACUCUUGGUUCUGUUUGCUGUGUGCAUUUGUUUAUAUGGAGAGCGUCAAUGACUUCCUCCCACACAAGUUCGUCUUUCUCUGUCGUGUUUGUCCUCGCAGCGCUGCAUUGUGCGCUUGCGCUGUGUGCUGUCUAUGCAACACGCCCGUAGUGUCGUCCGCUUUGGUGUCUGUGGGGUUUUAUGCGAUGUGUCCAUCUUAACUGCAAUGUCCCUCCACUGUGCAUAUAGCUGACGUUCUUCCAUUUGCGCAGAAGCUCGUCUCUGAAGACCCUAACUUUGAGUCAUGUACAGUAUACAAACUUCUGAGUUUUUCAGAUAUAUAGGUUGUCAGUGUCAAUAUGUUUAAUAAAAAGAGAAGACAUUUAUUAUAAUUUAAAAGUGAGGAGAAGCCAUUUAAAUUAGACAAUUCAAUUAGACUUAACAUGCCAACUGCUGCUAUCUCCUCAGUGCUGUGAGGGGUUGCAUAUUUUUUAUAUAAUGUUUGCAAUGGGUUGUAUAAACAUCUUUUGCUCAUAUCAAAAUGUGUCAUUUUGAGGAAACGUGUCCAUUCCCAUUAAAAUGCGCGUUUGUGUGUGUGGGUGUGUGCUUUGUAAAUACUGUAUAUAUAGAUAGUUGUUGGUGUCUGGAAGCUGAGUCAUCUGUUUGCGAGUUUGAUUUCCUGAAGUGUGUUUGCAUUUUGUUAUGUUGAGUAUGUGAUGGCUUGUGGGAAUUCACUGGCAGCAGCUCUGCGUCUGUCUUCUGAGAGCUCUGUGUCGCAGAGAAACGCUAGAUGUUUUAUUAUUAUGUUAAAUCAAACAAACAAAAAAAAUGCAUGCAUGUGCUGAAGUUGUUCAUUUGUGUCCAGCUCUUCUGUUGUUCUUCCCAGAGAGGAACAAAAUGGUUGCUUCGGAAUGGCCGUACCCAUUUUGUCAGGUCUCGUCGUCCAGUUUGUGGGUGAAAUUCAUCGGACUCGGUCUUCAGUAGUUGUGCAAGGGUGUGUCAGCUGUGAGAGGACUGCACUCACCGGGCAGUUCAGAACAUUAUGUGAAAGUAUGUAAAAAAAAAAAAUGGUUAAAAAUCUAUCCUUAAUAAUAUUUUAACAACGAAAAAGUAAUAGGUGCAAUGUAAAUCUCAU
Molecule: messenger RNA, 5055 nt
Organism: Brienomyrus brachyistius
Lineage: Eukaryota; Metazoa; Chordata; Actinopteri; Osteoglossiformes; Mormyridae
Product: synaptic vesicle glycoprotein 2C-like
Exons: 12
Coding region: 358-2538 (726 amino acids)
Biological process (GO): chemical synaptic transmission; transmembrane transport
Cellular component (GO): membrane
Molecular function (GO): transmembrane transporter activity
Source: RefSeq, a predicted model, not a curated record